UGGAUCAACCAUGACGGUGAUUUUUCCAUGGACGACGACCUUGAUGAUCACGAUUAUGAUGAUAACGACGGUCAUGCAUGUAAUCGACGGCAGCGACAACAACCCCGUGUACUCGCCGUGCGCGGACACGAAGGUGGAGAGGUCCGACGGGUUCACCUUCGGAAUUGCCUUUGCCUCCAAGGAAUCCUUCCAACCAAACGGCACCGUUCAGCUGUCUCCUUGCGACUCUAGGCUCUCUCUCUCCUCCAAUGCCCAGAUCUCCGUUUUCCGACCCAAAGUUGACGAGAUCUCCCUCCUCUCCGUCAACUCCUCCUCCUUCAAUCCGGAUACUUAUGGGUAUAUGGUUGCGUUUGCUGGGCGAAAACAUGCUGCAAGGUCCCGUCCUACUUUUGUUGCUAAUGGUACCUACACUGUCACCAGCUUUACCCUUGUGCUUGAGUUCAACAAGGGCAGGCUGCAGGACUUGUACUGGAAAAAGGAUGGGUGCUCUAAAUGUUCAGUGAGCUUCGACUUUGUUUGUCCUCUACAGCCCCUCCGACCUCGCCACCUAGGUCGACUCCCUCCUCACCGAGUUCAACGCCAGCCUCCUCGGUUAUGCGAAUGGCGCCUCACGCGCGCGUCGCCGCCUACAAGGUUUGCUGGAGCACCGGAUGUUUCGGUUCAGACAUUAUCGUGGGAAUGGAUCGUGUCAUCAUCGACGGCGUCGACAUCUUGUUGCUUUCUCUAG
Pyrus x bretschneideri (Chinese white pear) is the source of this 727-nucleotide messenger RNA. RefSeq lists its product as uncharacterized. The record is from RefSeq and is a predicted model, not a curated record. Gene Ontology annotation, molecular function: metal ion binding. Bases 11 to 727 code for a protein of 238 amino acids. The transcript has a single exon. Gene Ontology annotation, cellular component: nucleus; cytosol. NCBI's taxonomy places the organism in Eukaryota, Viridiplantae, Streptophyta, Magnoliopsida, Rosales, Rosaceae. Gene Ontology annotation, biological process: protein histidyl modification to diphthamide; tRNA wobble uridine modification.